Messenger RNA from Australozyma saopauloensis, 1734 nucleotides. RefSeq lists its product as uncharacterized. Gene Ontology annotation, cellular component: Golgi membrane; Ric1-Rgp1 guanyl-nucleotide exchange factor complex. The coding region runs from base 1 to 1734 and encodes 577 amino acids. Lineage: Eukaryota; Fungi; Ascomycota; Pichiomycetes; Serinales; Metschnikowiaceae. The record is from RefSeq and is a predicted model, not a curated record. The transcript has a single exon. Gene Ontology annotation, biological process: retrograde transport, endosome to Golgi.
AUGCGGCUUGUUGCCCCCUGCGACUUUCGUCUCUCCAAAUCUCUUGGAAACCUUGAAAUCGCGGUCACAUACAAUCAGAUUCCUGGAAACCCAAACGAGCUCGAUUGUACAAUUGAGUUCAAAAACACCAUAAAGAAAGAUGAAGAGGGAGCAGAAAAUGGAGAAACUGUCGAAGAUCAAACUCAGCCCGAGGAAAAGAGCCUGGGUUUCGUAUCGUCAUGGCUCGGAAGGUCUGGAAGUGAAAAAUCGCAAUUGACGACCAAAACGGAGACCGCAGCGUCGGUUUUUUUGGGCUACGUCCAACUUGUAGGAUAUGUGAGGCUUAAUAAUGACUUCAAUGGCGGCGGAUCGACGCUGUCGGCGCGGGAAGUCUUCUGGAAGAACUCAGAGUACGCAUCUAGAUAUCCUAUAGAAAACGAACAUGAAAAGGUAGAGGCCAUCUUGCAGACACCACUAUUCAAUGAAGAGGAUACUCUGAGCACGUUCAAAUCCAAAUUAGCGGGGUGGCCUGACUUCAAGGCUGGUCCAAUGGACAACAUUCUGAUAGCUCUACUCCACGACUUGGCAUAUUCUUUCAACAGUAGAGAACCGGCUGCUCCAGACCACACUGAUGCCACUGCACAGGAGUCAACAUUCAUUCAUGACUUUGCGCAGUGCAUAGUGCCAUUUUAUGUUACUUCGCAACACCUCUUGUUUUCUAGUACUAGAAUAGAGGCCGGUGAUUGCGAGUCCUACAAACUUCGUGUUCCAAUUCCCAGCAAUAGCUUACCUCCAUCAUACAACACCGCUCUGACUGGUUUUACGGGAGACAAUGGCCUUGUGUCCAUUUGCUAUCAAUUCGUCAUAGGUUUACUGAACGAGGGCGCCAACGGAAUGACGCCGCGCAAUGUAUACUUUCCUUGGGAGUUCCACCCUAGUCAGACUCGUACAGAGCAUGGCUGGUCACAACCAGACUAUUUACAGAAACCAAUUGUUGACAAGGACUGGCGCCCACGAGAGGUUGACGAUAUAGCGUCUGCUGGACGGCCGGUUCCGAAACAAAGCAAUAAGAAAUCUUCUUCAGCAAAAGCAAAACUCGAGGCUGAAUUGGACAACCUCAUCAAUUCCUCAGUGGAGCUAGUGGCAGCAAAGGAAAGACGCAAAAGCUCCGUGUCCAUUCUCACUCGGGAAGAGUCGGGCUACAUCCCGCAAGUCCCCACCAAGGCCCGCGUGUCGUACCAAAUCAUGGUAAACAGUAAUUUCUUAUGCCUGGCCCACAUGUCGAAAGCGACAUACCGGGUGGGAGAAGACAUACACUUUAGCCUUGACCUACCUUCAUCCAAGAGCCUAACAACCCGGGUAGUGGGAGCAGUUGCGCAUGUCGAAGCGCACGAAAUUUUCCACUUGAACGAGUCUAGAAAGCUGGUGAAUGUCUACAAAGUUUCUCCAUCUGUGAAGCUCAAUACCUACAGUUGCGCGCUAGCUAUUUCUGACGCCAAUGAUGGAGCUACCUCCGUCGCCAGCAUGAUCAGCUUGCCACAAUAUUUGACCCAGCAAUUCCAGGCAUCUACACUCAUGGAUCUCAAGUACUUCUUGGUGUUUUCACUUGUUCUAAACGAGUUUGACGAGGAGCACCAAAUCACUAGUCUCGAUCAAGAAGAUGACAAGGCUGUCUCCGAGUACAUCCGUGCAUACAAAAACGAAAGCGAAUUCCACAAGUUCAAGUUUUCAGUGCCAUUGACGGUGUUGCCAUGA